CUUGCGCAAUUCUAGUUUUCGUCCACUCUGCAACCUAACCAUAGCUAGUCAACAUGGCGAAAAAGAAAGUUGAGGAUAAAAAUAACCAAAACAGUGAUAGUACAAAAUAUGACGGUGAUACUUCAUCUACGGAUGAUGAGCCAAACUUUAGUGAUCCUGAGGGAUAUGUGGACGAUAUCACCGAUGAAGAGUUACUAGGAGAUAUCUUAAAGGAUAAACCAAAAGAAACUGAUGGAGUAGAAAGUGUGGUUGUUGUAGAUGGGUGUCCUCAGAUAGGACCUGAACGUCUUGAGAAGUUGCAGAGUGUUGUUAACAAAAUAUUUGGCAAAUUUGGCGAUAUUGUUAACAGCUACUAUCCUGUAAAUGAAAAAAAUCAGACAAAGGGUUACAUAUUUUUGGAAUAUGCCAAUCCACAAGAUGCAAGUGAAGCCGCAAAAAUGAUAAACAAUUAUAAAUUGGAUAAACAGCAUACAUUUUUGGUUAAUUUGUUCAGUGAUUUCGAGAAAUAUGAAAGUAUUCCUGAAGAGUGGGAACCACCUCAGCCUCAACCAUAUAAAGGUCAAGCAGAUCUCACUUAUUAUUUACUAGAGCCUGACGCUUAUGAUCAAUAUUGUGUUGUAAAAGCACAGGAACAGUCUGUUCAAAUUUGGCAGAAUACACAGCCAGAACCUACUUUGGUAGAAGAUAGACAGCUCUGGACGCACACUUAUGUGAAAUGGUCCCCAUUGGGUACUUUCCUUUCUACUUUCCACAAGCAAGGUGUGGCACUUUGGGGUGGUCCCAACUUCAGCCAGUAUAAAAGAUUCUCACAAGUAGGUGUACAAUUCAUUGAUUUUUCACCCUGCGAAAAGUAUUUGGUUACAUAUUCACCUCAAGGGGAUAUUCAUAACCCAGAACAAAAGAAAAUUAUCAUGUGGGACAUAAGAACUGGCCAAGAAAAACGUUCUUUUAAUCCCGAAGGGCCGUCUUCAUGGCCUAUGUAUCGUUGGUCCCAUGAUGAUAAAUAUUUUGCCAAAAUGGGUAACGAUAUGUUAUCUAUUUACGAGACACCGUCGUUCGGUCUUUUGGACAAGAGAUCGGUAAAAAUACCCGGUAUACGCGAUUUUAAUUGGUCGCCAACUGAUAAUGUCAUAGCUUACUGGGUCGCCGAAAAUAAAGAUGUACCCGCAAAAGUUAUAGUCCUCGAGAUACCAAACCGAACCGAAAUUCGUGCCAAAAACCUCUUCAACGUAGCCGAUUGUAAGAUACACUGGCAGAAAUCUGGCGAUUACCUCUGUGUCAAGGUCGAUCGAUAUUCGAAAGUUCGCAAGGAAAAGAACGAAACAAAAUAUUCAGGUCUUUACUACAACUUCGAAAUUUUCCAUAUGCGCGAAAAGCAGAUCCCGGUCGAUAGUGUGGAGAGUAAGGAGCCGAUUCAGGCGUUCGCAUGGGAACCGGUCGGUAACAAGUUCGCGAUAAUUCAUGGUGAGUCGCCGAAUAUCAGCGUGAGCUUUUAUGAAGUGAGACAGGGUCAAACGCCUGCUCUCCUCAAGAAGCUCGAGAAAAGGGCAUGCAACCAUCUGUUCUGGUCGCCAAAUGGACAGUUCAUCGUGCUCGCCGGUCUUGGUUCGAGUAGCGGAGGUUCGCUUGAGUUCGUGGAUACUCACGAUUUCAUCGUCAUGAACACGACCGAUCAUUACCAGGCGUCUGACGUCGAAUGGGAUCCUACAGGACGGUACGUCGUCACCGGAGUCUCCGUUUGGAAGACCAAAGUAGAUACAGGAUAUUGGAUAUGGUCGUUCCAAGGUAAGAUAUUGAAAAGAGUGAAUUUGGAGAAUUUCGCCCAAUUGUUGUGGAGACCUCGCCCGCCCACGUUGCUCAGCGAAAAACAACAGAAAGAGAUAAAGAAGAACCUGAAGAAGUACUACUCGCAGUUUGAGAACAAAGAUCGUAUGCGACAAACCAAGGCGUCCAAGGAGCUUAUCGAAAAGAGGGCAGCACUUAUGGAAAAGUUUAACUCUUACAGGCAAAAGAGGAUCGAGGAGUGGGAGACUCAGAAACCACGGCGUUUAGAGCUUAGAAAUGGUAUCGACACCGAUGAAUUAGAAAACGACAGUCAGAACUUAGAAGAAGAAGUUGUUGAAUUUUUCAUUAAGGAAGAAGUAACUGUCAUCGACUGAGCUUCAUUCAUUCAAAGUGUAUUUUCCUUGUGCGUUUCUUGUGUAAAGGUUGCAGUACACAAGAGACGUUUCGUUAAUUUUCGCGUCUUUAUCAGGGCGAUAUUGUGAAA
Molecule: messenger RNA, 2269 nt
Organism: Agrilus planipennis (emerald ash borer)
Lineage: Eukaryota; Metazoa; Arthropoda; Insecta; Coleoptera; Buprestidae
Gene: eIF3b
Product: eukaryotic translation initiation factor 3 subunit B
Exons: 7
Coding region: 54-2159 (701 amino acids)
Biological process (GO): translational initiation
Cellular component (GO): eukaryotic translation initiation factor 3 complex
Molecular function (GO): RNA binding; translation initiation factor binding; translation initiation factor activity
Source: RefSeq, a predicted model, not a curated record